Molecule: messenger RNA, 11834 nt
Organism: Platichthys flesus (European flounder)
Lineage: Eukaryota; Metazoa; Chordata; Actinopteri; Pleuronectiformes; Pleuronectidae
Gene: sfpq
Product: splicing factor proline/glutamine-rich
Exons: 12
Coding region: 112-2055 (647 amino acids)
Biological process (GO): regulation of DNA-templated transcription
Cellular component (GO): nucleus
Molecular function (GO): RNA binding
Source: RefSeq, a predicted model, not a curated record
CCUCUGUCAGUCGCCAUUUUAAGACGGUCGAGUCACCGACUAGUUGCAAACGUCUGUUACGCAGCAGGUCUGUAGCGUUUUUUAAUCAGAUUUACGCCGAUCUUCGAACCAAUGUCUCGAUUUCACAACAAUCGCGGCGGACUCGGGAUGAAUCACUUCCAGGCCCGCAGAGGCGGUGGACCAGGGGGCCCGAUACGCGGCGGACUGAUGGGGAACCCGAACUUCAGGAACCAUCCCUUCCAAAACCAGAACCAGAAUCGAAGGGGACAAAACAACAACUUCAACAAACCGAACAACCAAGGGCCACAGAUCACCCCCCAGAAGAACCUGCCCAUCAUUCCACCACCAACCCCCGGCCCGGCUCUCACAAUGAAAGGCCCCAUGCAGCAGCAGCAGCCGCCAGCGGCCGUGCAGCCACCAAAGCCGGCGACCCCCGCUCCUCAAGUCAGCAUCAAGACCUCACCGCAGAAACCCAUCCUGUCCUCCCCUCCACCCCCCAUCCAGGUCAACAAGAACCAGAACCAGACUCCGGAGCUGAAGUCCCCGGUAGGAAAUACUAACGGACAACAACAGCAGCAGCAGAAGCCGCCGCAGCAGCAGCAGCAGCAUAAGCCGCCGCCGCAGCAGCAGCAUCAACCUCCGCCAACACCACGUCCGAGCCCGAGGUCCGGGCCUCACCAGGGCCAGAGGAACACCCCAUACCAGGGCCAUAGGGGGGCACCACCGCCGAGCAAGUUCAAGCAAGAGCGGGAGCGGGAGGAGCAGGAGAAACGGUCAUCAAACACGAAUUCAGCGGAGGCCAGCGCACCACAGGAGGGAUUCAAGGCCACACUGUCCAUGCUGCUGAAGCCUGGUGAGAAGACAUACACUCAGCGGUGUCGUCUGUUCAUUGGUAACCUGCCCAGCGACAUCACAGAGGAGCAGUUCAAGAAGCUGUUCGCUAAGUAUGGAGAGCCCAGCGAGGUCUUCAUCAACAAAGGCAAAGGCUUUGGUUUCAUCCGGCUGGAGUCUCGUGCACUGGCUGAGAUCGCUAAGGCAGAGUUAGAUGACACACCAAUGAGAGGCAGGCCCUUGCGUGUCCGGUUCGCCACACACUCGGCAGCCCUGUCCGUGAAGAACCUGUCACCGUUCGUCUCCAACGAGCUCCUGGAAGAGGCGUUCUCACAGUUUGGAAUGGUCGAGAGGUCCAUUGUCAUUGUAGACGACCGUGGGCGCUCCUCUGGCAAGGGCAUUGUCGAGUUUGCCUCAAAACCUGCUGCCAGGAAGGCUCUGGACAGGUGCAACGAAGGAGUCUUCCUUCUCACAACGUCACCUCGGCCUGUUAUUGUCGAGCCUCUGGAGCAGUUUGAUGAUGAAGACGGUCUCCCAGAAAAACUGGCACAGAAGAAUCCCAGAUAUCAAGCAGAGCGUGAGGAGCCUCCUCGCUUCGCUCGUCCCGGCACUUUCGAGUUUGAGUACUCCAAGCGCUGGAAGUCCCUCGACGAAAUGGAGAAGCAGCAGAGGCAGCAGGUGGAGAAGAACAUGCGCGAGGCCCGCGAGAAGCUCGAGAGUGAGAUGGAGGAUGCCUUCCAUGAGCACCAGGCCAGUCUACUCCGACAGGAUCUGCUGAGGCGACAGGAGGAACUUCGACGCAUGGAGGAGGUACACAGUAAGGAGAUGCAAAAGAGGAAGGAGAUGCAGCUCAGACAAGAGGAAGAACGCCGUCGGAGGGAGGAGGAAAUGAUUCGUACGAGAGAGAUGGAAGAACAGAUGCGCCGUCAGCGUGAGGAGAACUACAGGAUGGGCAACUUCAUUGAUAGGGAGAGGGAAAUGAGGAUGAAUCCCAGUGGAGCUAUGGGCAUGGGAGAAAUGCCCUUCGGUGCUGCCGGUCAGAAGUUUGGAAUGGGCUUUGAGGGACAGCAGGGAAUGGGGCCGUCCGCAGGAGGCCUGAUGGGCAACGAAAUGCGCAAUGAGCGCUUCGCCCAAGGCGGUCCUAGGGGAAUGGGUCCUGGCAACCCUGGGUACGGCAGGGUUCGGGAGGAGUUUGAUGGUCCUGCUAAGAAACCCCGUUUUUAAACGCUGCUCUUUGAUGCACCCUACAGCAAUUUGUACAGAUACUUCAAAACAAAUAUGUUGAAUCGCAUUUCUUGUAUUUAAGUUUAAGAUUGUUGCUACAUUUGAGCUCGACAAUUUGCUCCUUUUAUGACCGAGUCAAUUUUUUUAUUUUGUGUUGUCAGUAGUUUGGAAAGAUAGCUCGCCCUCAUGUGAUCCUUUAGUUCUUCCUGACCCAUGUACAUUUUUCUUUUGUAGAUGUACUUUCCUCUGUGAGUCGCCGUGAAGUGAUACUUGUAACAUUUUUCUCAACUUUCUAUGGCUGUGUUUUGUGCCAUUAAUUUGGAAUCAAAGCAUGUAUUAUAAUAAAGACAAAUUGGUUCUAUGAGGACAACAAACCUUUAGAGUUUAUUCCUGAACGAUGAAAUGUUCAAAAACAAUCCAAAUCUUUGUUUAAACAAAAAAGAAAUGUGGAUUAAUCUGCCACAUUAGGUCUUAAAGGGUCUAUGUGUUAUCUCUGCCACAAUCCUGACCUGUAAUUCAGUAAAGGGAACCAAAAAAAACGUUACGUCCCUUCCCUCUCGCGGAUUUGUAAAACUUUCAGCAUCUGAUCUGAUUUCGUCGACCAGGCGCAAUUUAUUCUGCAUUUUUAAUCCACAGCUGUUUAAUUCCAUUUGAACACUGCACUCGGGUGUAAACCGAGACAUUUAAGCAUUAAGAAGUUCAUGUUUAGUUGGGUGCACUAAUUUGGUCAAACGUUUCGGGUAAGCAGAAAUACUACACAUGGAGCCUUUAAGAAUGCAAGUUUGCAUAGUGGAAAGACAUGAGUCUCCUUAUGAACGCACUCUGCUCAGAUCACAUACAUAGUCCACAAUAGUGUCUCUUGUGCUUGUGUGAGCAAGGGUUAUUGAACAUGCAGUCCCUUAUAUUGAAGGGUCACAGCAAUUUAGUCAACAAACUUCACUUACAGUUAGUGUUGCUGCCCUCGUUGAAGCUGAACUAGAGCCAGGGCGCCCUAUGGAGUCCAGUGUCCCAAUGUCUGAGCAAUUAAGUUGUUUUCACGUAGUGAAAACACCAAAUGCUCAGCAGAGCUCUGACUGCGUUGUCCCUCUCUGAACUGAAACCCAACUGAACGAUGGACAUUACCUGUGAUCCCGACUUCCUGAACCAGAAGAGCUGAAGCUGUAACAAAUAAACCAAACUCUUCUUAGUGUUAAUUGAUCAACAGUUCAGAAUUACACUUGAGCUUGCUGGACCUGAUUCCGAUGAUUGAAGCUUCGCACUUCACAGUUGUCACCCAAUCGUAUCCACUCACCAAAGUUUAGAAGAGCAAGAACAGAAGUUCAUGGUGAAGAGUGUGAAUGAAGAGGAAACAUUCUCCUCAUUCCAAGUGGCUGAUCCAUCAAACUCAUUUGAAUAAAGGUGAUAGCUUAAGUCUAAAAGUUCCUUUUAAUUGGGCCGUUGGUGACCCAGUUUGUAUUUAUUUCUAUUAAUCAAACAUGAUUGGACAUAAAGAACCAUUUAAAAUAACUUUUCUACUUUGAUAUAAGUGUUAAUCAGCUGCUGAUAGUGUUAUGGCAAUUGGUUAAGUAAAUGGUGGUCAUACCAUCUAUUAACAGCUGUAUGAUCGUAGUUGGAAACAAUAGAUUUAUGAGUGGAUUAUUCUUUACAAUCCUGAAUGUAAACGGGGUCAUUUUCAGUUACUUGACUUCUGUUACAGCAGAUCUACAUAGUUGGUGUGUAAAAGGAACACAGAGGAGCAUCUUUACUGAAGGAUAUGGUAAAAGGUCAUCUCCGAAUCCAACCGCCAUACCUUAGCCACAGUACCCGACUUAACAUGAAGUGCAGGAGCUGUAAAGGUCCGAUUUUGAAGAAUUGGAAGAACCAAAAGAAACCAAUGUAAAUGUUUUACAGUUCUAUCUUGAAGAAAAAUUUAACUUGAAAGAAAGUGGUAAUGGAGAAAAUAUUUUAGCUCCAGUUUUAAAGACACUUGUGCUCAACGCAAGUCCAUUAUUAUAUGAACUGAACAAGAAGACAAAACAACCAGCGUCUAAAUCCUGUACUUAUGAGCAAGCAAUUUACAGCCAGUCAUUGCUGAACCUUUUUCACUUUUUGUUACUGACACUGUUAAUGUUUUACAUUCCCAAGUGAAUCCCCUUCAACAUCAUGACACACAUCAUGACAACAUGAAAAAAGAAACUCUAUAGUGAGCUUUUAUACAGAAAUCAUGUAAUACAUAUGUAUUGUUUGUCGCAUUAACCAUCCAUAUGGCUGGAAAGGGAUUUUUGAUCCUUGGUAAUUAUAAAGUUUUUUUUUUUUCUUUUCUCUCCAGUCCUUCUUUUGACUUGAUGUUGGACCAGUCAUGACCAUUCUGGUCCCUUCCUAAGUAAUUAUGUCAGCACCUGGAGGUUUUAACAUCACAUGGCAUCAAGGUGGAGCUUGGCCUCUAUUUAAUGAUUUACCUUAGAAAAGCAUUUUUCAUAAUAAGUCCAAUGAUAGAUUGUAAACUUUUUAAACCCAAGUCAAUUCCAUUUACCUUUUUUAUUGAUAAGAAUAACUUGGUUUAAUUUGAUUUAAAACUUGCUGACAGAAAAAGCUGAUUCAACCAUUGUCUACAGACUGUAACCAUUUUUUAGGAAGGUUGUGUUACUUGUGUUCAAGCCAGCUGCUGUCAGCAUCUGGCUCCAGUUAAUGUCGAUGCCAAAAACCUUUAACCUUGGUUGCAUCUUUAUUUUUACGUUUAGUGGCUCAUCAUCUUAGCUUUGUAUUCACUUGUACAGUCCUUACAUUGUGACCCCAGCUGCACUGACAGCAGUGUGCAAGUUAAUUAGAUUCAUCAACUAUAGGCUUAAGCUGAAUAUUUUCUUAACUGCAUUGCUAAUGAUUAUUACUAUUCGAGCUUGAGGAACCGGGACCCUGCCUGAAAACAUUGAUCAUCAGACUGUUUCACUGUCCUCAGAGUAUGACAACCUGUGGACCUUGUCAGGAAGACCUCAUUUCAUCUUAUGUGGGAACGUCGAAUAGCAAAAUAUAUAUAUAUAUAUAUUUAUUUUUUUUGCUUUCCCCCCCACUGGGUUGUAAAGUCUUCCAAGGGCGUCUUUGUGUUUCAUCUGACAACCUGCAGAACACAUUGUAAAGGAGGCAAAGCGGAGGACGACACUUUGAUGAAUUUGGUAAACUGUGGAGUGUGCAUCUGAAAUGUUGCGUGUGUUUGUGUUAUGUCCAUUUUUUUCUUUAACAGGUUUGCCCAGCUUUAAAAAUUGUGGACUUUGUAAGAAUUUGAGGCUGUGACAUUCAGCUGACACUGUGCAUCAGAUUGUAAAGAUAACAAUGCACUAAUGAUUUGGAGCAAGGAAGCCGAUUAUCAUCGAGCUCUGAGCCAGAAUAAGCCACUAGAGGCAACUUGCAAUAUUUUAUUGUUGACAACAGCUAUUCGGUCCUCUGUAGACUUAAUCUCUAAAAACUGCAAUACUUUUUGUAGGUGUUGUACUUUUUGUAGGUGUUAUAGCUCUAUAUGAGAGCAGAUUUAUAAUUUACAUUUUGUAUAAUGUAAAUCAGCAAACAAGAAGCGAGAAGGCCUCCAGCCCAGAAAUCAGUUCUCCCUCAGGUUUUCACUCUUGUGCCGGUGAGUUACAAGUCAGGUAACAUUGCCGAUUUAUUCAUGACUUUUUUAGUGAUUCAUUAGUUGGAAUAAAAAGCUAAAAAGUUUAUAACAAAAUGGAUUUUUGUACCAUAUGAUUCCCAUAUACUAAGACAUUACUUCCAAUGUUUGAGCCAGUUUACUUAAUCAUAUUUUGCUCUUAACCUUUUUUUUUUUUUUUUUUUUUUUCAUAAAGUGAUGUGGUUUGGUAAACUAGAUUUUUACUGAUUGCAAACUGCAUUUAUGGAAAUAACCAAAUUCUCAGCAGUUUCAGGUUUUACAUUUCCUCCAGCACCUCGGCUGUGUUUGAAGUAGUGUUAGUGUCACUGUUUUAUUUUUCAGAUCUUCACCUUAAUGAUUUUUUUUUAUUUUUAUUUUUUUAUUUAUUUAACUUGGCCUGUAUUUGCUACGAAAGUUCCUUUAGACUUGAUGACAGCUUCUAGUAAAAAGGAUAGUUAAUUUUAAUCAAAUUUUGUUCAUUAAGUAAUGUAAUAGAAAUAACUAAAUUAAUAAGUACAUUUAGUUUGACACCUCAUUUAUUUUAGGUUUUUCUUGGUAAAGUACAUUUGAUUUUAAUUUCAGGAAAUAAAGUAUUUUCGCAAAAUGUCGCGACGGACCAGUAGAUUUUAACCUGUCAUGAGAUUUAGUUCUGUCAGAAACUGUAAAUUGGCAGAUUAUAAUGCACACUACUUCGAUGUGGACUAGUAAUUAAUAUAUCCACAUAGAUGUUUAAUAUAAUCACAGGAGAAAGGAACAUUUUAAGCAAGAGUUAAGUAAUAUUCAAAACUUUAAAAAUAAUAUUCAAAAAGAAAUUGAUAAAUCUGACUUAAAAAUAAUAAUUAAAAAUAAUGACUGCAGUUUACAGAUUUUAUUUUACUUGCCUAAUUCGGUGCAGGAUAAGUUCUAAAUAGUAUUUUAUCAAGAAGUACCGAUUUGGUUAAUUCGAAGUUAAAAAAGUUUUCCUUCUUUCCACAGUCGGUGUAUAUCCUAUAGAACAGAAGUAGAAACACGCAGGUGGAUCAAUUGGACUGAAAUGUAAAUUUAAACACUUGUAUUGUUAUGUAUGUCUGUUGGUGUUGUGUACCAUUUGUUUUUUCUCUAACAGGUUUGAUCAUCUUUAAAGGUGUUGGACUUUGAGAUGGAACUUUCCAAACCACGAAUUUCAGAGUCAGUGGUAAAGGCAGAUUUAGCAAAGAAUACAUUCAGCUGGACGUCGCUCCGAGAGCGAGAUUAUUAAUGAAGAACUAGGAGCAAAUAGCCAAUGUUGUUAGAAACCAAUCAUAAUCAUUGAUUGAUAGGUGGUGGCUCACUAGUUUGGACUGAAGCUGGGAAAGUUGAGAAUUGAUUUUUUUAUUGCAGUUACAGUAAAGGUUGAACUGAAGUUCAGAACAUGGAUCCUACAUUUAGUUUUUGUAUUGUUUGGGUAAAAUAAUCUUUCAGACGUAAACCACUCCAUCAGGCCGAUGCCAAAUCAACCUCAGUCCCAUUCUGAAUAAGCAGACUGGUUCACAGUUACAUUGACGGAAACACGUUGUGCCGACAAGUCACCACAUUGUAGGAAGUGAUGAUCAAAAACCUGUAACUUGAACUUAGACAUUGCUCAGAAACAGUGGCUGAAGUAUGUUCCACUGCCAACAGGUUAGAGCUGCUCUCGCUUCGCCCUGACGAUGAGAGAUCAAGGCAGAUUGAACUGUACUAGAAACCUCCUCUACCUCAGUCUCAUGUAUUCGAUGCCAAUGAUUAGGCACAAACUGUGGCUCCUUUUAUAACUGUCAAACUGAAGCUGUGAGGAACAUUAAUAUAAGUCAUCCCAUGUCUGAAUGAAGUUAUACUCAUUAAACCAAGAAGCUGGUUGUGAUUGAUAUUCCAUCUCUGAAAGGAGCCGGAGGAAGCAAAGCUUUGAACCUUUCAAUGAGAAGCUCGCUCUGGGAGAUUUAAAGGUGGCAUCAGGCAGCAUUUAGCAUUUUACACAAUGAUGUGUUGGAGGAUUGAACACACUUGAUUAUUGAAUUAAUCACAAUAACCUUUGAUUGGAUGUCUGUAGAGGGGGAGUAAGUGAUUCUAAUUGGUUCAUUUUGUCAGAAUCUUCAUUUUUCCCUCACGUUUUACCAGGAACCCCCGGUUUGAUACAAAGCCUUGAGACUGGAGAUUUGAAACAACUUAUUGCUUUUCUAGCCAAUCAGCAACCGGGGUCGCUGAUACCUGUUGUCUCCUUGUUUUUUCUUUAUAACAGAGUUUUUCAGCCACGAGGACGGGACAUUAGACGCCCUGAAUUUCGCCAUAGUGUUGUUGCACGGGGGGGGGAUGUAUUUGUUUUGCUGUGAGGUUCAAUUAUCAGCAGUUGUUAAAGAAUCACUUACUCCUCCUUUAAAGACAAACUCUUAUUCAAGAUUUAUUUAAAAGCAGCAUCAAGCACAGUGACUAUAUGACUGAUGUCUGGAACUGGGUUGUCCGCUGUUUCCAAUACCUGUUCUCAUUUUGGCUUCGGUCAAAGACAUUCUUAAGAAUUUAUUUGUCAGAACUUUGAUAAGAUUUAUUUGAAGGCAACACCAAGCGCAUGUGACAGACUCGUCAGUAACUUUCCUACAGAAGUCUGACAUGAGGAUCUCUAGCUGCCAAUGCAUUUUUAUUUUAUCUUAGAAGCAAAAAGUAAAGCCGAAUCUUUGACACUGACAUCCUUAGAUUGGUUGAAAGGCUUCAUGUCAUUUAUCACCCACACUUUCAUAUUCAUUCUCUUUUGUGAAACAUUCCUGACAUUAAACCUGUCAGGAAAAAUCUACAUUUGCUCACCUGACCAACCACCUUACUCACCAAUCUACCUGACGUAGGAGGCCUCGCGCACCUUACGGUUGAAGAGAGGAUGGUGCGUGUGUUGUGUGCUUAUGUCUUGUGUGUGUUAGUGUGUGUGCGGGUGUAUGUUGUGUGUUUGUGUGUCACGUCUUUGGGUACAUGUGAGGUGUGCUAGCUGCUGUCAGCCAGCUUGUCAGAGACAGGCUGCCCCAGUCCACAGUAGAGGCUCUUCUCUGCAGUUGGGUUACAAUGACGAUCAGUAGUUCUGCAGAAGUCAGUGGACAGUAAAGCCUGGACUUGUUUGCACUGCAGCCUGAGGUAUGAUUACACAGAUCCGCUGAACGAGUAAGGUAAGUGUCCAAUCCAUGUUUAUAAUACAAGAUGCAUAAGCUCUCCCAUAACUUAACUCUUCUUUCCUGUGUCGCUGCUCUCAGUGACGCUCACAGGGCUUCUGGCAUCACACUUACAAACAAUGGGUUCACAGUGCAGAUCUCGAUUUCUCAACUUUUUUGUGUGUGGGUGUGGCGACGCAUUAUAGCCUGUGCAGUGUGUGUGUGGUUGUAGUACUUGAACUUCUCUAUGUAUGUGUGAAAACAACUGCCUGGACGGCUGGGUCACUGGUUCAACAUUUAAAAAAAUAAUGCAGAUGUGUGGAAUACAGCGCUGCAACGGGAAACGAGUCGUUGUGCAAAACUCGUGAUCAGCAGUGAAAAGUCACUGGAAAAUGUCUCGAGUCGAACCCUGCUUCAAUCUGUAAUUCUCUCAAAGUUCUGGUGCUGUUUCUGUCUUUUGACCGAACCUCCUUUACCUUUUGCCACAUGAGACGAGACACUACACACACUAAUGUAUUUUCUGGUUAGAUUCUUAAGAAGCUACAUUGCCAAGCUGAUUACCCCCUCAGAAACAACACAUUUGCCCAAAUCCUUAAUUUCCCCCAAAGUGUGGAUCACUUAAGUAUUAUUAGUCAUUACAACUAUAAAACAUGUAUAAUCUGUCACAUGUCGACACAGUGUUGAUAUCAGGAACAGCCCCUGUCACCACAACCCCUGACUUUGUUUGUGUGUCUUGUACAAUUAGAUAUAUUUUUGUGGUAGUGUGACGGGUUCCCGGCAGUUGGACAGUGACACUUUACACACACAGAGUCUCGUACUCAAUGCAGUUUGUUGAACUUUGAUCAUGACACAACUAUCGACUUGGUGUGAGUUUUAUCUGUCGGAGGAAGGAGGCAAAUAUUCUGAAUUCUUCUUCACAUUUCGUACUUUUCACUCAACAUCCGUCUGUUGAAUGAUAGACUGUAAACUUGGGAUUUAGUCUCUCACCUGAAGCUUCUUUGCUUCCAGAUCUUUAAUCUAGUUUGUUUUCUUCUUCUCUUGGUACAUUAUUUUGGAAACACAACUCCAACCCUAGAUGAUUCUCUGAGGAAUAUAAACAAGAUAUGGGAGAUUAUACAUUUUUUCCAAAUAGUUUCCAUUACAUGGAAAAUCAAUAUGUACUUAAAGAAUUAUAGGAACAAUUUUCUAUCUUGCUAACUUGGGGUUGGGUACCAUAUUGUUUAACAGUCCCAUUUGAGUUGCAGUGACUCUGAACUCUACUGCCUCUUAAUGUUUAUCAGUAAACAGCUUUUUAAAAACAGGGAAAACACCCAAAUCAGAGGUGAAGGUUUUCUACUGCAGCUUGUUCCAGUGUUUUUCAUUUAUUACAGUCAAUGAUGCUUUGAUGUCACAGCAGUUCAACACACUACUUUAUGGUGUCAUAGCUCAGUCACAUCUGAACACACUCAAAUGAGAUGCACAUAGAUUUAGAUUUGGUGCCUCACUUCAAUGUCAUGUCUGAUUUAUGUUUGUUAGAUUCCUCACGUGUUUAGAUUUUCCCUGUCAAAGUAAACCAGUGACUGUUGUGUGUCCAUUCAACGUUGUAUAUUAGGCAGGAAAUAUUAAUACUUAAUACAGCAUAUCAUGCUGAAUUGCCAAAAUGCAAAGAGGGGCUCAAGUGGAACCCUUGAAUUCAUACUUGAAGUUUACAUCAACCAAAGCAUUUAUGGUGAUCGUUCUAAAAUCUUUGUGUAUUACAGACCCGACACAGCAGUUACUUCCUAAAGUUUCUGAUCUUUUCUGAUCCUGCUGAUCAGUGUUGUUUGAGGAAAACCAGGAAACUAUUUUAUUGCCUUUCAAUUUAAAAUGUGCAGUAGCACCAGAGUCUGUUGCUCUUCUUUCCUCUCUCCUCUCAGUACAGUCUUACUCAUAUUGUCACUCUCUGUUUCACCUGAACACCCUGUCAUGCCAGUGACCAGCCCGCCAUGUUGAAAAGGUACAGUACCUGACUACUGUGGCCAUUUCCCUUUGUUGCUUCUACGUAGGAGUUGUAUUGUAGCUGCGAAGAACUCUUGUGCUGUUUACUCUCACGAGCUCGGAUAAGCUUUUUUCAAGAGGAAACUUCACUGUGAUGUGAAUCCAGCCCUGGAGGCUCUCGAUGCUUCUGUCUGCACUGUGAUCCAUUUUGUAUUUCAAACCCUGAUCAGUCCAAAAUCGUGUCCAUGUCCCGCUUCAAGAGUGUGAUGCCAGAAGUCCCUUUAGGCCUCUUCACGGCCUCGUCUAAAAGUGCACAGCCCCGAAAUCUGCACUGAAAACGACCACCUUCUGUAGAUGGUUUCUCCCGUGUGUCAAUGUGCAGCUCCCAGCUGUUUGGGGAUUCGCUGUAACACUCCUGAUGUGUCAGUUGGAAGUCCAGCUUCUCACGGCUCGGUAACAGAACUCACAGGUCUGCAACAGAUUUGCAAGUUGUCGCCCUGAAUUAGUUUUGUCACCUCUGCACUUUCAGAACAGACGAAAUGUGCUGAGAUGCCUUUUUUAAUAAGUGUAUCUGAACUUUCCAUACAUCUCUACACGCUCACAAACACCUGUAUCUGUUAUUCACAUGUAUUGCAUGUCCACAUUACAUUCAAGAAAUAUGUUUGUACCAGCGGAGAUUUUAAAGAAAAACAAUCACAAACACGUGCAAACACUUCACACACACGUAGAUGCUCAAGUCUUCACAUUGUUCUUUUUUUAAGGUGGCAACUUCAAAACAUGAGGUAGUAAUGAGUUCACUGUCAGUCUCUCACUGUCUGUUUCUCGCCACAGGAUCCUGGACCAGCUGACGGAGGCUGAUGAUCCACGUUGACUAACCACGGUAAAGUGAAGACGAUGUCUGAUUAAUACAAACAGAGCUGCAGAAGACUCGGCGUCAGAACUGAGGCGACAUCGGGACGACCUCGGUGGCUGCAGAUGGCGAAGCAGAACCAGGAAGUGUCCAACAGCGGGUUGACCUGCUGACCAGAGGAGGGGGCGGGGUUAACUCCUGAUUUCAAGUUUUAAUAAAUGAAUAUUAAAAAAUA